GCUUGCCAAACACAAGCACAAGAACGAGAGAUAGAUGGUUGUUGUACAAGUGCAUCGGAAGCCGUCGUCUAUCUCUCUUGUGCUGUAUUCUGCGUUCCAGCAUCAGUAGUAUCUAUCAGCAGCAUCAUUGGCAGCAGCAGCAGUUGCUUCCGCAUCAUAUCUAUUGCUCGAUCACUUGCUAAUUGGUCAAUAACACAGCACUAAUGAGUCACUCUGGCAACUCGUCGUCUCGUCGGCUCAAGGCGUUAAAGACUCUGAAGAGUCAAGAAGGAGAGCAACUGUACCAUCCCUCUAUAUUUCGGUACAAAUGCAUUGGUUAUCUGCAGUUGAACUCGGAUCACAAGGGCAGUCCUGGCGUGUGUCAUGGGUAUCAAGCUCGUAUGGAACGAGUGGCCAACAUGGUACCGGAUACCCGCGAAGGUUCCAUUAAAAAGUUUCUGGAAGCUGCCUCGGAUUUGGGCACGUAUGUGGAUUCGGAGGACGACACAUCCGAUCAAAAAGUCAAGGAAAUUUACACUUCCAGGACCAUGAUUUACAAGGACAAGGACCAAAGCAGUACUGCUAAUACCAGUCGCAUUCAACCCCGACCAAAGUCCUUUCCCGAAGACGAUCUCAUCCACAAGACGGAAUGGUCGUGUUGGGGAUCCACGUCCGUCCACUAUUUGGUGCUGGAUCCCAUUAAACGGAAAAAGAGAAACAGCAAAACCGAGCAAAAGUCAUCCUUGGAACUACCACCUGAAUUUGAGGAAUUGCAGCAACAAGCAGACGAUAUGUUGGAGUCACUCCACAACCACAACAACAACAAGGACAACAACAACAACAAGGACAAUACUAGCAACAAGGACACUAGCAGCAAACAAGUCGUGACCAAAGUGGGCACCACGGGCAACGACGAUGGCAAGGUCACGGCCAUUACUCCGGAAAAUAUUGGAAUCAGCAUUCGAAAAAUCGAUUCCGAGGUCGGACACUUUACCGUCACGGAUAUUGGAAGUAUUCGAAUAUGCGUCGAAACAACCUCGUCUCUGAUGGGAUCCGACAACAAGCAAAACAACAAUACUAAUAAUGCUGCACCAUCCAACAAUCGCAACAGCAACAACAACAAUGCACUCACAACACAACAGCAACAAAAGCAAGACGAAAAGAAGACGAGCGCUCUGGAUUUGAAAAAGUUCUACAAUUUUACUCUCAAAGUGGGUCGACAAAUGCAAACAAAUGUCAUGGAAGUUAAAGAAGCUGUAUCGGAAGACUUUCCAGGCAGAAGCUACCGAUUUGGAACCAAGGUCGUACAGCGAUUCCAAAGGACCACCGAUCAAACAUUCGUCUACAUGGGGAAAAUACUAGACAGUUGGUGGAGGAGCAUGUAAUACCGGUACGCGAACGAUCGACCUGCCCUCUAGUAACGUGCGUAAAAGCUAAUUUAUACCAGUAAUACUGGUAGAACUAUGUGCCAAUGAAACGGUGAUUUGCUACCGUACUGAUGUGCCGCA
Messenger RNA from Seminavis robusta, 1487 nucleotides. Lineage: Eukaryota; Bacillariophyta; Bacillariophyceae; Naviculales; Naviculaceae. The record is from the annotation of a GenBank genome assembly.